AUGAGCGCAAUGCUGAGAGUGUGCCAAGUGGCCCGAGCGCUGGGGUACGGAGGGCUCUGCGGGAGCCCGCGCGCCGGGGCCGGGGCGCGUGCCAGUCGGCACUUUGGCAAACUUGGUCAACAGGCCCAGGUGGCCCACUUGAUCCUGGAGGAUGGUACGCAAAUGAAGGGCUUUUCCUUUGGACACGAACAAUCUGUCGCUGGGGAGCUGGUGUUCAACACGGGCCUGGUGGGGUACCCCGAGGCGCUGACGGACCCAAGCUACAGAGGCCAGAUCCUUACACUCACCUACCCUAUUGUGGGCAAUUACGGUGUGCCGGACACACAGGAGCUGGACCCUCUCGGUCUGAGGAAACACGUAGAGUCUGACCGUAUCCAGGUGUCCGGCUUGCUGGUGCAGGACUACAGCCACGAGUACAGCCACUGGAACUCCGUCAAGUCUUUGGCGCAAUGGCUGCGAGAGGAGAAGAUCCCUGCAUUAUAUGGAGUGGACACCAGGAUGCUAACCAAGAUUAUCCGGGACAGGGGAACUGUUUUGGGGAAAAUUGAAUUUGAUGGGCAGUUGAUAGAGUUUUCAGACCCCAAUGAGCGAAAUCUAAUUGCAGAGGUGUCUACUAAGGAGCCGCAAGUGUUUGGCAAAGGCAACCCUCUCAAAGUGGUCGCGGUGGAUUGUGGCAUCAAACACAACAUCAUCCGUCUAUUAGUUAAGAGAGGAGCAGAAGUCCACCUGGUACCUUGGGACCAGGACCUGCUUAGCUUGGAGUAUGAUGGCGUAUUCAUAUCCAAUGGGCCUGGGAACCCUGCCCUGGCUGGACCCCUCAUCCAGAAUGUUCGUAAGGUCCUGGAGAGCGAGCGCCCCGAGCCUGUGUUCGGCAUCUGCAUGGGAAACCAGAUCACUGCUCUGGCAGCGGGGGCCAAGUCCUUCAAGCUGCCCAUGGGCAACAGAGGCCAGAACCAGCCAGUGCUGAACUUGAUGACAGGCCAGGCAUUUAUCACAGCCCAAAACCAUGGCUACGGCAUCGACAGCCAGACCCUGCCUCCCGGCUGGAGUCCGCUGUUUGUCAACGUGAAUGAUGGCACCAAUGAGGGCAUCGUGCAUGAGGAUAAGCCCAUCUUCACCGCACAGUUCCACCCCGAGGCCAAAGGGGGCCCUACUGACACCGAGUUCCUCUUUGACACCUUCAUCUCCCUGAUAAGGAAGUGGAAGGGUGUGAAAAUUGCAACAGCGAUGCCCCAGAAGAGUGCGAUUCCCCCGCGAGUUCAGGUGUCCAAGGUGCUGGUGCUGGGCUCGGGCGGCCUGUCCAUUGGCCAGGCGGGAGAGUUCGACUAUUCUGGCUCCCAGGCUGUCAAAGCCAUGAAAGAGGAGAAUGUGAAGACUGUCCUGAUGAACCCCAACAUCGCUUCAGUUCAGACCAACGAACUGGGCACCAAGCAAGCUGACUCGGUCUACUUCUUGCCCGUGACGCCCGAGUUUGUCACAGAGGUCAUCAAAUCUGAGAGACCAGAUGGCAUUCUGCUCUCCAUGGGUGGGCAGACCGCCCUGAACUGCGGUGUUGAGCUGUUCAGGAGUGGGGUCUUGCAGCAAUACGGGGUGAAGGUGCUGGGAACCCCCGUGGAGUCCAUCAUGGCCACGGAGGACCGACAGCUGUUUGCUGACAAACUGCUCGAGAUCAAUGAAAAGAUUGCGCCCAGCAUCGCCGUGGAGACGGUGGCAGAUGCCCUAAAGGCGGCAGAUGAGAUAGGCUAUCCUGUUAUGCUGCGCUCCGCAUAUGCCCUGGGGGGGCUCGGCUCUGGCUUGUGUGCCGACAUGGAGAAGCUGGAGGAGACUGCAACAAAAGCCUUGGCUUUCAGCAGCCAGAUACUGGUGGAGAAGUCGCUGCUGGGCUGGAAGGAGGUGGAGUACGAGGUGGUCCGAGAUGUGGCCAACAACUGCGUCACGGUCUGCAACAUGGAGAACUUUGACCCGCUGGGCAUCCACACAGGGGACUCGAUCGUGGUGGCGCCCAGCCAGACGCUGUCGAAUGAGGAGUACCACAUGCUGCGAGAAACGGCCAUCAAAGUGGUGCGUCACCUGGGCAUCGUGGGCGAGUGCAAUAUACAGUACGCGCUGCACCCAUCCUCGCUGGAGUAUUGCAUCAUUGAGGUGAACGCACGCCUCUCCCGCAGCUCAGCCCUUGCCUCCAAGGCCACUGGAUACCCUCUGGCAUUUGUGGCAGCCAAGCUGGCACUGGGCAUCCAGCUGCCCGAUAUAAAGAACGCUGUGUCAGGGAAAACCACAGCCUGCUUUGAGCCCAGCCUGGACUACAUUGUGACCAAGAUCCCGCGCUGGGACCUCGACCGCUUCCAGGGCAUGUCGCUGGAAAUCGGCAGCUCCAUGAAGAGCGUGGGCGAGGUGAUGGCGGUGGGACGUACUUUUGAAGAGAGCAUCCAGAAGGCCCUACGCAUGUGCCACCCAUCAGUAGAUGGCUUUGUUCCCUGUCUGCCCCUAAAGAAGGCCUGGGCUGCUGGACAGGACCUGAAACAGGAGCUGGCUAUUCCCUCCAGCACCCGCAUCUUCUCCUUGGCCAAGGCACUUCACAGUGGAAUGAGUGUGGACCAGAUCCACAAGCUCACAGCCAUAGACAAGUGGUUCCUGUAUAAACUGCGUCGCAUCACUGAGCUGGAGCGGCAUCUCGGCCAGUACAGCAGCUCCACAGUGCCUCAGGAUCUACUGCUGAAGGCCAAGCAGGAUGGCUUUUCAGACCGGCAGGUGGGCCGAGCCUUGGGGGGCACGGAGGGCGAGGCCCGAUCUCUCAGGCUAUGCCACGACAUUCGGCCAUGGGUGAAACAGAUUGACACCCUCGCUGCAGAGUACCCGGCUGUAACCAACUAUCUGUACUGUACCUACCAUGGCCAGGAGCAUGACCUGGAUUUCACUGACCAGGGAGUCAUGGUGCUAGGGUGUGGCCCCUACCAUAUUGGCAGCAGUGUGGAGUUCGACUGGUGUGCCGUGUCCAGUAUCAGAGCCUUGCGGCAGAUGGGCCGGCGUACGGUGGUGAUCAACCACAACCCAGAGACGGUCAGCACAGACUUUGAUGAGUGCGACCGCCUCUACUUUGAGGAGCUCACGCUUGAGCGCAUCCUUGAUAUCACACAGCAGGAGGGCUGCAUGGGCAGCAUAGUCUCUGUUGGUGGCCAGAUCCCCAACAACCUGGCCAUGCCGCUCCACCUUAAUGGUGUGAACAUCCUGGGAACCAGACCAGUGCAGAUCAACCGGGCCGAGGAGCGCUCCAUCUUCUCUGCCAUCCUUGAUGAGCUGGAUGUGGCACAGGCACCAUGGAGGGCUCUUAGCUCCCUGGAAGACGCUCUUUCCUUUGCCGGUGAAGUGGGAUACCCAUGUCUCCUGCGACCUUCCUAUGUCUUGAGUGGCUCAGCCAUGAAUGUUGUUUAUGGGCAGGAGGAGAUGAAGUGCUUCCUAGAAGAGGCUACACAAGUGUCACAGGAACACCCAGUGGUCAUCACAAAGUUUAUUCAUGGAGCCAGAGAGGUGGAGGUGGAUGCUGUGGCCAAGGCAGGCAAGGUGCUAGCCCACGCCAUCACGGAGCAUGUGGAGGAUGCCGGGGUCCACUCUGGUGAUGCCACCCUUAUGUUGCCCACCCAGACCAUUAGCCAGGGGGCCCUUGAGAAGGUGAAAACUGCCACCCGGAAGAUUGCUAAAGCAUUUCAGAUCUCAGGACCAUUCAACACGCAGUUCCUGGUCAAGGGCAAUGACGUCAUGGUUAUCGAGUGCAACUUACGGGCCUCCCGCUCCUUCCCAUUUGUCUCCAAGACCAUCGGUGUUGACCUCAUCAAUGUAGCUACUAGGGUGAUGGUGGGGGAAUCGCUGGAUGAUUUAAGACUUCCCUCACUGGAAAACCCUAUCAUCCCUGUUGAUUACGUGGGCAUCAAGGCGCCCAUGUUCUCCUGGCCCCGUCUGCGAGAUGCCGACCCUGUCUUGCGCUGUGAGAUGGCCUCUACCGGAGAGGUGGCCUGCUUUGGCCCAAACAUUUACUCUGCCUUCCUGAAGGCUAUUCUGUCUACUGGCUUCAAGCUGCCACAGAAGGGCAUCCUGAUUGGGAUCCAGCAUUCAUUUCGACCACAGUUCCUGGCCACUGCACACCAGCUGAAGGACGAGGGUUUCAAGCUAUACGCCACUGAGGCCACCUCUGCCUGGCUUAAUGCCAACGAUGUGCACACUACUCCUGUGGCCUGGCCAAGCCAGGAAACAAAGGAUGCCAGCUUACCUAGCAUUAACAGAUUGAUCAGCGAAGGCCAAAUCGAUCUGGUGGUGAACCUCCCAAACAACAACACCAAGUUUGUGCGUGACAACUUCCUCAUCCGCAGGAUGGCAGUUGACCAUGGUGUUCCCCUUAUUACCAACUUCCAGGUUGUCAAACUGUUUGCUGAGGCCAUCAAGCACACUAGUGAGCUGGACACGACCAGCCUGUUCCACUACCGCCAAAGAGACAUCCAGCAGCAGGAUAGAAUCCCAGGAAUCCAAGUGUAGUGACCGCUAUGGAGCCACCACGACCCCCCAUCCCGCAUCAGUCCGCCUUCUGGGUCCAAGACAAGUUUGUACGGAUGGACCUUUGCAGACACCGUCUCUGUGGCUUUGACCAUAUUUGCAGAUGUGAUCAUUUCAGCUUCAAAAUGAAAUUAAUUCAGCUAAGUGGAGCACUAACAAUUCCAUUUAGCUCUAAUGACCAUUGCUAAAGUGACCUUAGUGAAGCCUCUCUGUAGCAGUUAAUGUGUCCCUCGGCCUAAUAGUGUCCAUUGUGCUCAAAGACAGCGACGAGGACAAGCUUUUUUUUAUGCUUAAUAGACAUCAGUGUUUAAUGUAUUAUAUACCUACAUGUUGUCAGUUUACUUGGUGUCAGUGAAAUAAAUA
Scleropages formosus (Asian bonytongue) is the source of this 4905-nucleotide messenger RNA. RefSeq names its product carbamoyl-phosphate synthase 1, mitochondrial (gene cps1). Gene Ontology annotation, molecular function: metal ion binding; carbamoyl-phosphate synthase (glutamine-hydrolyzing) activity; ATP binding. Bases 1 to 4524 code for a protein of 1507 amino acids. The transcript has 38 exons. NCBI's taxonomy places the organism in Eukaryota, Metazoa, Chordata, Actinopteri, Osteoglossiformes, Osteoglossidae. The record is from RefSeq and is a predicted model, not a curated record. Gene Ontology annotation, biological process: L-arginine biosynthetic process; L-glutamine metabolic process; 'de novo' pyrimidine nucleobase biosynthetic process. Gene Ontology annotation, cellular component: cytoplasm; carbamoyl-phosphate synthase complex.